Molecule: messenger RNA, 2418 nt
Organism: Elaeis guineensis (African oil palm)
Lineage: Eukaryota; Viridiplantae; Streptophyta; Magnoliopsida; Arecales; Arecaceae
Source: RefSeq, a predicted model, not a curated record
UUUCCAAGAGAGUGCUCUCCAGAGCGAGAAGAACAAAAGACCCGGCGGCAGCGGCAGCGGUGCGACCACCCCCUUCGGCCAUUCCGCCCUCAUAACAAGCCAACACCCCCUACCCCGCCGUCUCUCCUACAUUUGUCAUCGGCACCAUAUACCUCACCACCCUGCCGGCAUUCUCCCCUCCAGGUAAUAGAAAGAAAGAAAAAAAAAUCCAUCACCUUAUAUUCACUUAUAAGAUUGAAAUCUUGUUCCUGCCUUGAGUUCUGUCACCAUAAAAAUAUCAGCAGCAAACAACGUGACCGCUGGGAGUAUUAGUAUUGCAAGAAGAAACAGAGAAGAAAGGAAGAACGGAUGGAGGAGACGGAGGAGCCUCGCAAUGAUCUAAUGCAGCGUCUGAAAUCGUCUGGAAAUACUUGUUCUUCUACUCUAACGAAGUUGCCCAAUCGGUUAGAUCUCUCGAGCUUCAAUCCAUCCAAUUCAUGCUCCCAAGCCCGGGGGCCGUACCGCCAGCUGCCACCGAGUCCCAGCUUCAGCCCCGAGUCCAGCAAGCGCCCAGGCAUUCCCCCGGCCCACCCCAACUUCCCACCCGCCUCCCCCUUCCCCCAGAUCCCGCCCUCCGCCGCCGCCCGCUCCCCCUCCGCCCCCGGCUUCCACGCCGCCCCUUCCCACUCCCGCUCCCUCUCCCAGCCGGCGUUCUUUAACUUGGACUCCUUGGCUUCUCUUAGUCCGCCGCCCUCCUCCGCCGACGUUUCCAUGGAGGACCGGGUGACGGCCAGCUCCCCGGCGCCGAUUCCGCCGGCGGCGCCCCUCGCGAGGACGUCCUCCGGUCGGGUCUCCGGCGAUGGGCUUCCGCCGCGCAAGGCCCACCGGCGCUCGCAGAGCGACAUCCCCUUCGGGUUCUUCCAGUCUGGUCUCCCCAUGGCCGGGAUCCCGCCGCCGGCGCCGCAGCGGACGCAGGGGUUCCUCGAGCGGUCGGCGUCAGCAAGGGAGGGGUUCGGGGCUGGCCGGCAGAUGCCGCAGUUCGUGAAGCAGGAGAACGAGUGGGACCAACGGGAUGGUGAUAGCAGUGCAGAGGGGAUAGGAGAGAGGAAGUCGGAAGGGGAUGCUGGGGAUGAUCUGAUCAAUGCUUACAUGAAUCUGGAAAGCUUGGAUACGUUGAAUUCCUCUGGAACCGAGGAGAAGCGCGAGGACUUGGAUAGCAGGGCCAGUGGCACGAAGACAAACGGGGCUGAUAGCAGUGAGAAUGAAGCAGAGAGCAGUAUUAAUGAGAGUGGCGGUGGCAUUCAGUUCCGGACACCUUUGAUGGAGAGGAAGGAAGGGACUAAGAGGAGUGCUCCCCUAGAUCCGGCUUCGGUAAACUCACGCCACUGUAGGAGUAUCUCCAUGGAUAGUUUCAUGGGCAAGCUGCAUUUUGGGGACGAGUCACCGAAGUUGCCGCCUUCCCCAGGCAAUCAGUCAGGUCAGCAUUCGAGGAGUGGUUCAAUGGAUGGGACAACUAGCACGUUCAGCUUGGAGUUUGGGAAUGGUGAAUUCAGUGCUGCUGAGAUGAAGAAGAUCAUGGCGAACGAGAAACUUGCUGAGAUGGCACUAACAGAUCCCAAGCGAGUAAAGAGGAUUUUGGCCAACAGGCAGUCAGCUGCUCGUUCUAAGGAAAGGAAGAUGCGGUAUAUUAGUGAAUUGGAGCAAAAGGUGCAAACUUUGCAGACGGAAGCAACCACAUUAUCAGCACAAUUGACUUUGUUACAGAGGGAUUCAGCUGGUCUUACUAACCAGAACAGUGAGUUGAAGUACCGACUGCAAGCAAUGGAGCAACAGGCACACCUAAGAGAUGCUCUGAAUGAAGCACUAACUGCUGAGAUCCAGCGUCUGAAACUUGCUACUGGAGAAAUUUCGGAAGCUCACCUUUCGAAGGGCAUGAAUCAGCAAGUGUCUCUGAAUCCUCAGAUGUUUCAACUUCAGCAACUGCAAUCACAACAGCAGCAGCAUCAGCAAUCUACUCAGAUUCCUCUGUAUCAGUUGCAGCCACAGCAGCAGACUGAUGCUACUGCAAAACUUGAAUCAAAUAAAUAAUCAUAGAGAGCAAAUUACAAGGGAUUGCAUUUCGUUAUGUUUUGUCUUGUUUUGUUUCAGUUAACCGUGGAAAGCGAAACAUCUCCAUGUUUCUUGAUGCGUAUGGCAUAUUGUCCAGCAGGGUAGUAACUUGACUGCAUCAGUUUACUUAAUUCAUUCAAAUGUUAUGACUUAUUUUAGUGGGUUUAUUUUAAUGGGAGAAUUAAUUGUUUUGUAACUAAAAGUUUAUUCGUCAAUGUUGUGGGACAAAAUAACUAUUAGUAAGAAAUGUUCUGUUAUAUAUGACACUUGGUAAUGUUGUAGUACUUUCAAUCAUGGAUCAAUUAAUUGUUCGGGUGGUGGUUACAUUUC